AGAGACUGUUCUUGGACAUCACACUGAACUGAAGCCAUGAAACAGUUGGUUAUUCUGGCCUUAACCCUGUUUGUGGGGUGCCACUGCGAAAGCGACGCACUGAACAGGAAACCUCUCAAGAUCCAACUUGAGCUCAGAAAAGACAUUUUCUUGGAUUACAUCAGAAAGUCAGUGAAUAUCCAUGAAUCGACUCUCGAGAAUCUUGGAAAAAUAGACCUUGGGCAAGAGAUCAACACAAAGGUGUCUCAUACCGCUGACGCAAUCAAUCAAUACAUUGAGACUCUGCACAGCCAGGUGACUCCUCUGACUCAGGACUUGCUGGCCAAGCUAUCCCAGGAGGCCGAGCAACUGAAAGCCCGUGUGGAGAAGGACCUGGACGCCAUGAAGACCCAUCUGGGGCUCUACGCUGAGGAGAUCAGGCUGGAGAUGGAGCGGCAGAUGGAGGAGAUGAGGAGGGACACCAGACCCCACCGGGAGACGCUCCAGUCGGGGACGGUGAGGAGCAUGCUGCUCGAGACGGCCGAGGAGAUGAGGGGCGGACUGGAGAAGAGUGUGGCCGAGCUGCAGGCCCAGCUGGAGGCUGAGGCCGACGACAUGAAGCGCACGAUGGACCGCUACCUGCAGGGCCUGAAGGAGAGCACCGUGCCCGUGGUGGAGAAGCUCAAAAGCCAGAUGACCGAGGCAGGACAGACCCUCCAGCAGACCUUUGUUAGCUUUGGAACAGAGCUGGGAGAGAACCUGAAAAAACAAUUCAUUUCCUUCUGGCAGUCUCUCAACAAAACUAGUUAAUUCAGACUUCUGUAAAAGAGGGGCAGGUCCAAGUCAGUCAGGUGAUACAAAUGGCAAGAAUAAAAGGUCAUUCAAACGGU
This is a messenger RNA of Alosa sapidissima (American shad), 869 nucleotides long. RefSeq names its product apolipoprotein A-IV-like. Gene Ontology annotation, cellular component: high-density lipoprotein particle; extracellular region; blood microparticle. The record is from RefSeq and is a predicted model, not a curated record. Gene Ontology annotation, molecular function: phospholipid binding; phosphatidylcholine-sterol O-acyltransferase activator activity; cholesterol binding. NCBI's taxonomy places the organism in Eukaryota, Metazoa, Chordata, Actinopteri, Clupeiformes, Clupeidae. Gene Ontology annotation, biological process: cholesterol homeostasis; high-density lipoprotein particle assembly; triglyceride homeostasis. Bases 37 to 789 code for a protein of 250 amino acids. The transcript is spliced from 4 exons.